Molecule: messenger RNA, 2013 nt
Organism: Puccinia graminis f. sp. tritici CRL 75-36-700-3
Lineage: Eukaryota; Fungi; Basidiomycota; Pucciniomycetes; Pucciniales; Pucciniaceae
Exons: 2
Coding region: 1-2013 (670 amino acids)
Source: RefSeq, a predicted model, not a curated record
AUGGCUCGGGAGAGUAGUGAGCCAACGAGCAGCCGGCGUAGUGACCACUUUUCCGCGCCUGAACAAGACUCGGACGAUGAGCUGCUCCAUGGAAGGAAAAAAAUGAAGUAUCAGGCAAUCCCGAGCCCGACUAAUGUGGAUGCGAGUUUAGACGGCAGUCCUUUACAUUAUGGUCAACCCUCAACUCCCUUGGCCUACGUCGAUGGCAGACGCAACCUAUGGCGUGAAAACACACAUGAAGAAAAUGGUCACAUGUUUGCAACUCAGAGCGAACCAGACAACUUGGUGCUGGACGAGGCAGAGGUAAAUUUUCAAGAGACCGACCCGGCUCUGUGGGCAUGGAUCUUCAGCAUGAAGCUUGGGAUCUCUGAAUCACUGUACCAGGAGUUGAUAUCUGAACAUGAACCUAUUCUAUCCAAGUUCAUCACAUCGCUUGCUUCAAACCUCGCACCGUUUAGAGAUCAAGAAACCGGAUUUUGGAUGAGCACCUUGACCAGACGUGAAUCCGUCAACAGCUUCAAAGAGUUCGCGCAUCUCCUGUGGUGUGUUAACUCGAAAUUCAUCGGAAACUUCAGGCCAAGCAAGCAGACUUAUCUUCAAGAACAGGCUGCAAUUCAAGACUGGAUUAUUCAUCUAUUCACGGAAUCCAACGCUGUUUUAGCCGGACAAGGUCACAGAAAACCCCCCAACUCCGGACCCAAACAAAGCGCCCUUCUGCGCCUCAUUUACAUGGCUAUUGAGGCGAGGUAUUCAUAUCCACACUACGAAUUGUUUAGUCACAACGUCCUUCAGGCAACUGGAGCGGUGUGUCGAAAACAAAUCUGGAUGGCUCAAGCUGUAGUGAAUGUUAUGGCGGCUUAUUAUGAGAUGGGGAACCCCAUGAAGUGGCGACUCUUGUUUCCAACGGACCGGCUUUUUGUCCAUGGCCUGACUAAACUUCAAAACUGGAAUUCAGAAGACUGUGCUUUAUAUCAUGACUUCAAAGUCUUAAAAUCACACCCAUUGUUUCCAUGGAAAAAGACUGUCGACGCGCAAUCGAUAUGCGAUUUUUGUAGAGGCGACAUUCCGGUGAUCUCCCUUCAUGGUCAGAUCAAAACGAAACCCGGUCUGAGGGCACGGCUCAUGCAAAUGUCCCUCCAACCAUCUGGAAGCGCAGAUAGUCGAGAUCUGGUCUUCAAAAUGAGCACCUCUAAUGAGAAAAACAAGCUCUUGUUGGAGCAAGAUCCGCAGAAGAUGUGGGCCUUCAUUUCCAGGUUCAUCUCAGACUACGACAAAUUCAUCGCUGCAAAAUUGGUCCGAUUGAGGUCCGAUCCAAUCGUCCAAGUUUUGCACAUCUGGAAACUCCAACAAAUCGCCAGCCCCAGUGCUCAAAUCAAACCGCUCAUUCACAUUUUAAGGAAAGAUAGUUUUCUUGUCGAGUUGAAGAAGUUGCUUGAUUUGCUUUGGAAUAUCAAUGCGAGAUUGCUCGAGGUCCUGGGUCAAGAACCCUAUGGAGAAAUGUUCUUGAUAGAACAAGAUAAACUUCAAAAGGAAUUUUAUUCUCUGCUUACUUGCUCACAUAACAAACUAGAUAACUUCUACUACAGAACGCCUGAAGGAAAAGAUACUAGGGAGAUCCAAGAAAUGAUACUAAAAGCCAUGGAUUCUGGUGGUGAUCCCACAGUCCUUUACAAUUACAAACGGCGAAAAGGUGGCAUCACAAGGAGGAACAUCAUGAUGACUCAAGCAGUAGUCAAUGUGAUGAUAUGUUAUUACUGGAAUAACAAUCCUUCAAAGUGGCUCAAAGUUUUCCUUGAUGAAGAUAAUUUUAUCUUGAACUUGGCCCAAAUUGAAACAAGACUGACAAAGAGGAUGUACUAUCUUGAAUUCAUGAACAGCAAGUUUCAAGACCUUCGUGAUCUAAACUUAAUCCCUUGGGAAAAUCAUUUUAUUUUGAAACACGAUCAAACUCUGCUCAUCAGGAAAUCAUUCCAGACUCAUUCACACACUAAAUCUGUCAUGAAAAUCAAAUAA